AAACACCAGAGGCAUGUUUGAAGUCUGUACAUCACCCAGUCAUGUUCUUAAGUUUUCGUCGACUAUAUAAUCGACUUAAAAACUAAAAAUAGAUAUUUCCUUCGAACAACUGAAAUCAGGCAUAAAAGUAGACAUUCAGAUUCUCUUGACGCUGUCUUUCCCGUUUUCCUUUUUCGUUUGCAUGGGCCGUAUACGGCCCAGUAUACUGGUAAUUGUUUAACUACAAUUAAAAUAAAAUGUCAGCUCCUAGUAAUGUGAUGCUUAUUAUAUUUCGGAUAAGUUAGUAAUUUGUUUUGCACGGCUUUUUAUUUGCUGUAAAAUUAGAGUUGGGUAUAUGAAGGUAUGAUUAGCCAGUGUGUAACUUCAAGAAGCAAGAAUACAUAAAGAUCGAUGCUGUGUUAUUUCUACAAAGCUUACUAAUUUUGACCACUGCCUAGAUCGUCCAAAAUAUAAUUCUAACUGAAAAGCUUUUUUAAAGAUUUGGACAGAUGUUUACUUUAUUUAUUCACAUGAACUAAAUAUUUCCUCGGAUACGUUCAACUUUCUGUCUGGUAUAAUUAACGUAAUAAAAUGGCAAGUUAGUAAUGAAAACUAGUUGCAACAACUAAUGAUAACACCCAGAUCUUAUGCUUGCUACCAGCAGCAUUUUGGAAACGGUCUGUGAGUAGAACUGCUGACCAAGCCUAUUAAUCCGUCUGAAAAUGUCUUUUUUAAAAGGAGAAUAGUCAACAUAAAAAUCCAUACUCGCUCAUCAAAAUUGAUUCUGCUAACCAGUUUUUUUACGACGCUCAGACAGACGUCUAAAAUACAGUAGUCAUUUUUAAACCAUUGAUCAAACCAUAUCAUAUUAGAACAAUAAACAAGCUUUUACAACAAAUCAGUGUAUUGUAAUAAUGGUCCGAGUGUACAAGUCUUUCGUAUUUUAGAUAAUUUGUGUCUCCGUAAAGUCCUGUUUCCGGUUUAGAUAAUUAACACAAAGGUCUAGUUACGUCUUACUCUGAUGAAAAUCAUUAUGUAAUGACUUCAUGAAUCUAUUGUACCAGUAUGGCUAAAAUAGUUUAAUUUGUAUAAUCGAACUCUAUCGUUUGAGAUUCUCAUUCCUUACGGCUCUGUCAUGAACAGGAUCCCUGGAAAGAACAAGACCGGGAAAGACAAAAAGUAAUCCAAAUAAUCAUGUUCGUAAAGGUAUUUGUUGUUUCUUACUUAUAAUUGGUUUUUAGUAUGCCUUGUAAGGUUAGCCAGUAUUAAACAAUCAUUUACCAAAGAAGUAUUUGUGAUUAAUGUGAACUAGAUCUUUGAUCUACUUGGUAACGAUCUGGGUUCGAUAGUUCUUAUCGGUUUACUUUGUUGGUUUCCUUCACAUUUCAGGACAUUAAUGUACUUGUUUUCUUUCCGCUUUAACUGUGUCUAUUGACCUAUAAGUAGCAUUCAUCUCUGUCGGUCAAAAGGUCGUGUAUUAUUAUUAAUCACUGGUGUUCGUCACGCAAAAUGGCUAUGUUAAAUUGUUCCCAUCAGGGACGUCUACCACUCGCAUCCUUCAAAUUUUACAUGGAUAUACUGCUGGGGGAAAAUGUAUCAUCAUCUGUUUUCGUAGAUCCACAUUUCUAUGGAUGAAGAUGCUGAGUGUUUAUUUCUUUUUGUUCCUGUAUCACAGUGAAAAAGUCCUUAAAUUGCUUAUAUCCUUCAGACAGUAGUUCAUGGAACCAGAAGUAACUUAAAGGUCACAAUUAUAUUUUAUAAUCUGAUUUCAGUCCCUACCACACCUACUUUAGCUUUUGCAGCUGGUAUGUAUCAUCAUAAUAAAGAACUCAAAGCAGAGUAAAUAAAUCUAUGUUUCGUUACUAAUCCAGACUAACCUAUCAACAAAGGUAGUAGGCUACUCUCCUUAUCGUCAGUUUCAUUGCCACUGGUCAAUUUGCGGCCGUUAGUAUUAAGUCGCGCACAUGAAAAUGCUUGGGUUUUUACAGCCUUUGCCACCUGUGGCACUAGAACUAUGCUCAACCACACAUCAGAGAGUGGGCACGCUCCAUUAUUGUCUGCUCGGUAUUCACGUGUCAAAAAGUUUAGAUACAAGAGUUAUUCAUCAUUCGAUGAAACUGUUGAUACAGAUUUAUUCACUUUUUGUCUUCUCUUCCAUCAUGAGCUUCCGAAUUAUCAUAUCUGCUAUUCUUUGAUUUAACUAUUUCUCCAAUCUCUUUGACUUAUCUUUUUUAAUAUCGCUAAUACUACCGUUACCUCUAGUACUUUGUUAUUCCGGUGACUGGUGAUUUGGUGUGGCGAAUAUGAUCAAUAAACAUUUGUUACAGGAUUCUGAGUUAUUCCUAACUAACUGAAUGACUCUAUCUUAAAUUCGCUGAAUACGUACAUGCUUUCCAAACCUUGUUUCGGUUCACAUGUGCUACAACAAAAACACUCAUAAGUAUGUCAUCUUCUGUAUAACGUUAUUUCAACAGAAAACGACGAUGAUACGAUUUGGGAUGCUAUUAUUCCUCUUUCAGUCAUUAAUUGUGAUUAAGUUGUGUCUUAUAGUUCGGGUUCUUUAAAAAAAUGUAUUUUUAUAGCUUCCAUUAGAGGUAAUCCAAAGGAAGAUCAUUUAAGCGGUCAGCGAUAACUAGUUGUUGAAUACGUAUCCAUCGUGCGAAAUAAUAACAUUCUGAUUCUCAAAAACCACGGAUUGCAAUGAUUCGUGAGAAUGAAAAUUAUUGUAGAAAUAUGUAUUAGGUUGAUGUAAAUGGUUUCAUGUUUGUAAAUAAAUCCAGGUCUUUUCUGUAAAAAAGACCUGUCAACUACGUUUUUGCAACUAACGUAGAUGUGCGUCAUCAAAAUAUAUUAACAUCUAAUUUAUCAAAAAACUUCUGCCCAGUGAUGUUAGUUGUAAUGAGGGUUUAUCGGUUAACAACCUUUGAUCAUAUUUUUAAACUCCUUAAUCAAAUUUAUCGGUGUACUGAAGAUUGCUUGAUUUCCUAUUUUUUUUGUUACGUGAUUCAUUCUGUUUUUAAAUGCGGAACCAAUAAAUUGCUUUACGUUGUCAGAUUAUCGAGGUUUCAAAGUACUAUAGGAAUAAUGUCCACACAUUUGUUUUUUUAUUUGUGAGUACUUUCGACUGUUGCCCGCUAUGAAGUCACAACAUUUUUCGAGUCUGUACUUUGUAUAAUCAAAUGGAAAUCUCAGUAACUAUUUUGUGUGCUAAUCGAGAUUGUUUCUAACACAUGUACGUACUAGUUUUGGAUCGAUCAAUUCCUUAUUCAUCUUUCCAAUUUUAUUUUAGAUGUGCUAUCAUAAUUUUCUUAUACAUUACUUGUGGUGUGCAACUAGUUAUCGUUUCUUUACUUAAGUUGAGUGCAUGAUAGUACCAUAAUCGCCAAAAAACUUGGUAUAUCAUAUCAAAAUGAUGACUAUCCGUCUGAGUACCCAUGGCUGGUGUGUGCUGAUUAUAAGCAUUUUGGUUAUCUUUCUGUACUAUCUGUCGUCAUUUAAUCCUAUCGGACAUCUUAAAGGGGAAGUUACCAGUGUUCGAAGAUUGUUAACUCACUGCAUACAUCUUUCCGAAGAAGCUGGUGGUCUUAUAAAAUUUAUUAGUUUGAAGCAUAGCCUUAAUUCACGUACCAAACACGGGGGUAUGCUGAGGCGAGAGCCUCUGACAGAUGCGGACCUGGGAUCUCAUCAAAUAAUCGUGUCGGGUUUGACCUCGGCUUUUCCAGAGCUACUAGUUCGCUCCGAAGAGCAUGAAUUACCAACACACCGUCUGUUUGAUUAUAAAGAAAGUGUUUAUCAUUCGGAUUUUCAAAGUUCUCUUCCUAAUGAUGAUCUUUUUGUGCCUAUUACAGAUUUGGUAAUAUGGGUAGAUCCCUUAGACGGAACUCAAGAGUAUACAGAAGGCUUAAAUGAAUAUGUUAGCGUCAUGAUAUGUAUUGUACUUCAUGAUCACCCAAUAGCUGGUAUUAUCCAUCAGCCAUUUCUUAACAAAACAUACUGGGGUUGGGGUUCAUAUGCAUUAUCAUCUGAUUUACAAAUGGCUGUAAAUUCUCGUCCUGUUCAUUCGUUAAAAACGGUUUGUCGAUUACUUAUUCACGUUCACAUUUAAACGAAUCACUCAUAAAAGAUUUGACCAAACUUGUAUAUCCGAAACCGGUUCAUUUUAUACCAGCAGGUGGUGCGGGUCAUAUCUUGGAUGCUUAAUCUUUCCUGUUAUCACUAAUACUUUUACUAAUUUGGGAUUUACCCCAACAAUUACAUCUCGCUGUGUUCAUUGGUUAUGGCAACCUGAUCUGAUGUACACACAUACCUAGUACUACGUUGCGUCCGAUUGAUUGUACUUUAGCUGCUUACGUGUUUACCUAUAUUCUGGAAGUAAAAAUAAACCAUAACCAUUGACUGUUUUGAAUUUGUGUUGGAAUUCGCAUUUCGAUAUCCUAGUUACCCUGACGUAAUAGUCAUUCUAAACCCUCAUUUUUUUAUUUAAUUUAGUCGGAACGUUAGACAUUUGUAAUGAUUUAUCAUCAUCAUAAAUGAAUAGGAGUACUUUUGAAAAUUUCGGUGGAAGUAUUUUUAAUUGUUCAAUUAUUAAGUGAUGUAGUACGUCACCACACUUGGAAUUUCGAAAUGAAUUUUUAGGUUGCAUUGUUUGCAGUUUAAUAAUAAACAUCGUCCUUAACUGAGCUUAAACCAAAAGGCCGUACCAUUUUCUGUACUAAUCAAACGAACGCUCUGAGAAACAGCUUUUGGUUUGGUGGAUAAACGAUAUUCAUCUUUCAGACCUUUAUCAUAAUAGCUACUCAGAAAUUAGAUUUCGUACAAAUAUACGUUAAGAAACUGGUUGAUAAUUAAUUAUCUCAUAAUGCAUAGUCGUCAGUUAAUUUUGACUGACUCAAAGCUACUCUAUCACCUUGAUUAUUUAAAUUAUAUAGAGUGAGAUUCAAAAUGGUUAAAGGUUCUCCAUGAAUUUUGAUUUAGAAUGCUCUGCUUAUCUUGUUUGAUUUCAGAUAAUUAUGUUACGUUCAACUAAUUUUGAUUUUGGGAUUUGUUCAAUGAAACUUAUCCUGAAUAGUUAUCUAAUGUUUUAAUAAGUUGAUAAAUAUUAUUUUAAGACUUCAACGUAGUCAAUGUAUUGUAUGACCAUACAAAUAUAUUAAAUACUUUUAGGAACAGUCACGACUAUCAAAAGUAACAUGAAUACGUUCUCAUGACCAUUUGAAUUUGUGAAUCACUGGUGCGAAAUGAAGUAAAUUAUACUUUUAAAGUAUGUAACAUAGUAUUUUAGUAACUUCCAGGUUACAUAUGUGUUUCUUACGUAGGCUUUAAAGCUAUCAGUCUUAUCAAAGGAGAUGCAGAUGUGUAUAUUCACCCAUCAACUACACGUCGAUGGGAUGUUUGUGCACCACAAGCAAUCUUGGAGUCUGUCGGUGGUCGUCUUACCGGACUGCAUGGUUCUCCUCUUGGAUUUGGCUCAAAAUCUUCUCCAGGUAUACAAAGCGAAAUGGGCCUCUUCGCCGCUGCAGACCGUGUGUUGUAUGAUAGGUGGAAUACCAAAAUUUCCGAUUUCUUUAAAACCUGAAGUUGAAUCUCAUUUCCCUACAUAAUAUCCGAAGUUGUUUCAUAUCUUUUCUAUUUGGGAGAUUAUGCGGUAAGCAUCACCAAUUGUAAAACAUAUUAUCAACAUUACACCAAUAUAAUUCAUCUGUUUUUCCAAUCGACUCUUGUGUUUCACAACGAUAUACAUUGCUACGAUGAUAGUUUGAUACAUAUUUUCGUAAAACUAAUAUAUCCAAUAAAAUGCGUUCUCUUCUGCAUUCCUCUUAC
Messenger RNA from Schistosoma mattheei, 5799 nucleotides. Lineage: Eukaryota; Metazoa; Platyhelminthes; Trematoda; Strigeidida; Schistosomatidae. The record is from the annotation of a GenBank genome assembly.